This is a messenger RNA of Entrophospora sp. SA101, 1239 nucleotides long. The record is from the annotation of a GenBank genome assembly. NCBI's taxonomy places the organism in Eukaryota, Fungi, Glomeromycota, Glomeromycetes, Entrophosporales, Entrophosporaceae.
AUGUUAGUUGAAACAUCAAAGCUUUUGAAUUCUAUAAUUAUUAAUUAUACAUUAAACGAAAAUACAAUUGAAAAAUUUAUUCCAUUUAUUCUUGAGACAAUUUCACAGUAUCAACUUUUAAAAAGUGAUGAUAACGUUGAUAAAGAAAAGACGCUGAUACUAAAUAAGUGGUGUUUACGUGUAAAUUCUUUAUUAAAUUCCAAAGUGAUUGGUGCGAGAUGGGCCGGAAUUUGCUUUGUUAAAAUAUCGAUUGAGCAAUCUGAAGUUUUAUUUGUUCAAAAUCUACAAACAUGGCUCACGAAACUUUUGAAUUUUCUUAAGAGCAAAGAACCAAAUUUUGUAGUAAUAGAUGUCAUUGAUGCAAUUUAUAAGUUGAUUGAGAAAACAAUUAAUAAAUCAGAACUACAAAAAGAAAUUACUUUCACAUAUUUACCUAAACCAAACAUUUUGUAUUUUUUAUCAUUUUCAGCCAAAGGAUUUCCAACAAUUUUCAAACCAUUUUUAGAAAAUACUCAAAAAUUAUGCUUGAAUAAUUUAUUAAAUGAUGAUAAUGGCUAUGAAUCUUUAAUUGUCAAAUCUUCAAUUAGUUGUUUAUCAAAUACAAUGAAUCCCAAUAUAAAGUAUAAUUAUUUAAGCGAAGAGCAACAAAUAUUUGAAAUGUCAACUAUUUCUGAUGAUUAUAUUACUAAAUUUCCAAUAUUAUUUUCAAGAUUUCAAUGUUUAUCUGAAUAUUUGAUAUCAAUAUUAAGUGUGCCAACAUUGUUUUCCAUUCAUAUUCCAAUAAAUCAAAUUCUUGAUUUGAUCUGUAGAACCUUUAAUAAUAAUAAUGAGUUAAUUAUUGGAAACAAGAAAAAAAACCAGGAUAACAAUGAUCAUGAUUUUAAUCAAUUGUAUGACAUCAACAAAAAUAACUUUUCUACUGUUCAACAAAAUAUUGAUUUACAGAUUUCUGCAUUAAAUGUAUUGAAAAUAUUAUUAACAACUUGUGGCAAUUUGGCACCUGUGAAUUAUCGAGUUACAAUUGAUAACAUUUUAAUAUAUAGAAUUAUUGCUGAUAUUAAUCAAUUAGAAAAAUCUAAUAAUAAUAUAGGAGAAAAUAAUCUCACAUUAAAAUUAUAUGAAUGUUUAUUAGCUUCAAUAAUAUCACCUUCACAAUUUCAUUCAACAAUACUCCCACAAGCAAUAAAUCUAUUCAAUUCUGGAUUAAAUUUAAAAUCAUAUCAGAUAAAUGAUCAAUAA